AUGAUGAGGCGGUACUUCGCCCUUUCCUGCUUUUUACUUCACGGGACGUUUGCCAACUUGAUUUCGCGCGCGACGAACGCGGAUGGAUCCACUCCGGUGUAUAAGAUCGCCACUGCGGCCGUUGAAGAUCGUGUCAAGGAUUUACUUCCUCGGAUGACGUUGGAGGAGAAGGUUGCCCAACUGAUACAAGGAGAUAUCAACGGAUGGAUGAACACGACGGAUCCUCUUGAUAACACACUUACGUUCAAUCAGACAGGGUUGGAAGAGAUGAUACGGCUGAAGGGGGGAUCAAUCUGGGCUGGAUACGCGAUGCCAUGGGAGAAAUUCGUGUUUGCUAUAGAGACAGGACAGAGAUACUUGAUGGAGAAUACGACCUUGGGUAUACCGGCUCUGUUCCAAAGCGAAGGGCUGCACGGUUUCACGAACAACGGAACGAUAUUCCCCUCACCGAUCGGUCUCGCUGCCAGUUUCAAUAGGGACCUCGUACAAAAUGUUUCCACAGUCGUCGCGAACGAGGCGGAGGGUUUCGGUAUCACGCAUAUUUUCGCGCCUGUCCUGGACCUGUCGCGUGAGCUACGCUGGGGCAGGGUCGAGGAGAACUUUGGCGAAGACCCGUACUUGACCGGAGAGAUCGGCUUAGCUUUCGUUCGCGGCCUGCAAGAUGGUACCCGUCGAGGAGUGGAGAGCGGACAAGGGCGGAAGAGAGUCGCUGCAACAUGUAAACAUUUUGCCGCGUUCGGAAGUCCGCAGGGCGGGUUAAACUUGGCGCCUGUGGCUGGAGGCGAACGAGAGUUGAGGACGACUUAUGAUGGCGUUCCAGCUAUUGCAGACAAGCAUAUGAUGACUGAUAUCCUACGAGAGGAAUGGGGCUAUCCCUACUGGGUCACGACAGACGCCGGGUCUGCCGACCUGUUGAUCACCCUGCACGGGACGUGUGAGACGAGAGAAUGCGCGGCAAAGACCACCUUAGAGAACAGUCUCAGUGGCGAGAUGGGCGGUGGUACCUACACCUAUUUGACUUUGGUCGACCAAGUCAAAGCAGGCCUCGUAGAUGAAUCUGUCAUUGAUCAGGUUGUUUCAACGUUGUUGCGAGUCAAGUUCGAACUUGGUCUGUUUGAGAAUCCAUAUCCUUAUGACGACUAUGCAUCAACUAUUCGCACUUCAGGCGCUCGUGAUGUUCUCCACCAGAGUGAACUAGAAUCAAUAGUUUUACUGGAAAACCACGACAAUGUACUUCCUUUGAGCACUGAUAUAGGCAGUGUUGCACUGAUUGGUCCCCAAGCUGGAGUCGUUACGUUCGGCGAUUAUGUAUUUUUCAACGCGUCCAACAACGGCAUAUCACCACUAACCGGCUUUCAAGAGUACCUUAGCAGCAUAUCCAGUGCAACACAGAUCAACUACGCUGAAGGAUGCAAACGGUGGUCGAACGACGAAUCUGGUUUCGAUGAAACUGUCAGUGCAGCGGAAGCAUCCGACGCAGCAGUAGUGAUGGUUGGUACAUGGUCCCUCGAUCAGACGCUGCUGUGGACGCCGGGAACGAACGCUACCACAGGCGAACAUGUCGACUUAUCGAAUCUUGCCCUCGUUGGUGCACAGCUCAAACUCGUCCAAGCUAUUAAGGCGACCGGGAAGCCAACUAUCGUUGUGUUUGUCAGCGGCAAGCCCGUAACUGAGCCAUGGAUCCAAGCACAUGCCGAUGCUGUGAUACAACAGUUCUAUCCCGGUGAGCUAGGUGGAUUAGCAAUCGCAGAGAUUAUCUUUGGCGCCGAGAAUCCUUCUGGUAAACUCCCGGUAUCAUUCCCGAGAGACGUCGGUACUGCCCCGGCUUUUUACAAUUAUCUCAAGGGCGCACGACCAGUCGACCCUGGAUCAGUUUUGGAUGACGGCACCUUGGUGUUUGGACAUCAGUACGUGCUCAAUAGUCCCGUGCCGCUGUGGGGUUUUGGGCAUGGCCUUAGCUAUGCGACAUUUAAUUACACAGAUCUGACGCUAUCACAGUCUAACAUUGGAACAGGCGAUGACUUUAAUGUGACGGUAACUGUUCAUAAUAACGGCGCUGUUGACGGCAAAGAAGUUGUACAGAUGUACAUUACAGAUACCUUCAGUUCGGUUGUCACUCCAAAUCAGCGGCUGGCCGGAUUCAGCAAGGUUGAUGUUCCCGCGGGAUCAUCACAAACGGUUACGAUUCCAAUAUCUUCCUCACAACUGGCGGUCUGGUCGUACAACGGCUGGGUUGUUGAGCCUGGAACCUUCAACGUGAAAAUAGGGACGAGUGAGGAAACGUAUAUCAACGCCACUCUAACCGUCCAGUAGGACAAAGAAAAACUAAUAUAGAAAACAACUUGAAUGCCAAUACGGCUGAGAUGCUAACAGCUCUAGUGAUUAUCGCGGAGGUCAUAAGAGCUAAAAACUGGUGGUAAUAUAUGCAAACCUUGGCUCAUUUUCUCUCGUGCGGAUGCUCAUCCGGUGGUGCAUCAAGGGAGUUUGUUGUAGUGGUCAGAAGGGUAGGUAAAUGCUGGCUACUAAGACGCCGGGGUCUGUAGGUCAGAGUUUUUCCUUGGUUCUUAAGCUUCUUACAUGACAUGGUAUACGCUGGUGGUAAAAGCGGGUCACAACUCUAUGCGG
Desarmillaria tabescens is the source of this 2625-nucleotide messenger RNA. RefSeq names its product glycoside hydrolase family 3 protein. Bases 1 to 2313 code for a protein of 770 amino acids. The record is from RefSeq and is a predicted model, not a curated record. Lineage: Eukaryota; Fungi; Basidiomycota; Agaricomycetes; Agaricales; Physalacriaceae. Gene Ontology annotation, molecular function: beta-glucosidase activity. Gene Ontology annotation, biological process: glucan catabolic process. The transcript has 16 exons.